AUGGUUCGUCGGAAGCUUUUUCGAAUUGCAAUUCUGGAUGCCGCGGUAGCUCUGUUCGUCGCAUGUCUAGCCGCUGCUUUCUCCCACGUGGCUGCGAUAUCCAAUGACGCGCAAGCCGAAGAGAGGCUCAUAGGGUGGAAGGGGGAGAGCUUCAACUCAACCAGUGGUGACGACCCUUCGCAGAGGCAAUGGAUAGAGCUCAUCUCGUGGGAGCCAAGGGCCUUCCUGUUCCACAAUUUCCUGACUGCCAAGGAGUGUCUGUAUCUGAUCCACAAAGCAGCACCCAACAUGGUCAAGUCAACUGUUGUCGACAGCGACUCAGGCGGCUCCUACAGCAGCAAGAUUCGGACGAGCUCUGGAUCAUUUCUAUCGCGGGGAUCAGACGAGGUGGUGGCUUCUAUCGAGAAGAGAAUAUCCGAUUUCUCCCACCUGCCUGUGGACCAUGGGGAGGCCAUACACGUAUUGCAUUACGAGCCCUCCCAAGAGUACCAGGCGCAUUUUGACUAUUUCCAUGAUGACAUCAACACACGCAAUGGGGGGCAGAGGCUCGCUACUGUUCUCAUGUACCUAUCUGAUGUGGAGGAAGGCGGAGAGACGGUGUUUCCAGCAGCAGAGCUCACCCCGGACAACAUCCACUCGCCGAUACCACUGGACUCGCAGCUCUCUCAAUGCGCCAAGGGCCUGCUAGCAGUGAAGCCCAAGAGGGGCGAUGCGCUGCUGUUCUGGAACCUCAAGCCCGACACAACCCUCGACCCUAAGAGCUUGCACGUGAAGCCCAAGAGGGGCGAUGCGCUGCUGUUCUGGAGCCUCAAGCCCGAUACAACCCUCGAUCCCAAGAGCUUGCACGUGAAGCCCAAGAGGGGCGAUGCGCUGCUGUUCUGGAACCUCAAGCCCGAUACAACCCUCGAUCCCAAGAGCUUGCACGUGAAGCCCAAGAGGGGCGAUGCGCUGCUGUUCUGGAACCUCAAGCCCGAUACAACCCUCGAUCCCAAGAGCUUGCACGUGAAGCCCAAGAGGGGCGAUGCGCUGCUGUUCUGGAACCUCAAGCCCGAUACAACCCUCGAUCCCAAGAGCUUGCACGUGAAGCCCAAGAGGGGCGAUGCGCUGCUGUUCUGGAACCUCAAGCCCGAUACAACCCUUGACCUGAAGAGCUUGCACGCUCUCCCUACAACCCUCGACCCCAAGAGGGGGGGUGCGUUGCUGUUCUGGAACAUCAAGCCCGACACAACCCUCGACCCCAAGAGGGGGGGUGCGUUGCUGUUCUGGAACAUCAAGCCCGACACAACCCUCGACCCCAAGAGGGGGGGUGCGUUGCUGUUCUGGAACAUCAAGCCCGACACAACCCUCGACCCCAAGAGGGGGGGUGCGUUGCUGUUCUGGAACAUCAAGCCCGACACAACCCUCGACCCCAAGAGGGGGGGUGCGUUGCUGUUCUGGAACAUCAAGCCCGACACAACCCUCGACCCCAAGAGGGGGGGUGCGUUGCUGUUCUGGAACAUCAAGCCCGACACAACCCUCGACCCCAAGAGGGGGGGUGCGUUGCUGUUCUGGAACAUCAAGCCCGACACAACCCUCGACCCCAAGAGGGGGGGUGCGUUGCUGUUCUGGAACAUCAAGCCCGACACAACCCUCGACCCCAAGAGGGGGGGUGCGUUGCUGUUCUGGAACAUCAAGCCCGACACAACCCUCGACCCCAAGAGGGGGGGUGCGUUGCUGUUCUGGAACAUCAAGCCCGACACAACCCUCGACCCCAAGAGGGGGGGUGCGUUGCUGUUCUGGAACAUCAAGCCCGACACAACCCUCGACCCCAAGAGGGGGGGUGCGUUGCUGUUCUGGAACAUCAAGCCCGACACAACCCUCGACCCCAAGAGGGGGGAUGCGUUGCUGUUCUGGAACAUCAAGCCCGACACAACCCUCGACCCCAAGAGGGGGGGUGCGUUGCUGUUCUGGAACAUCAAGCCCGACACAACCCUCGACCCCAAGAGGGGGGGUGCGUUGCUGUUCUGGAACAUCAAGCCCGACACAACCCUCGACCCCAAGAGGGGGGGUGCGUUGCUGUUCUGGAACAUCAAGCCCGACACAACCCUCGACCCCAAGAGCCUGCAUGGUGAGUCGUACGUUACGCCCUCAGCUAGCCAACGCAUGGAUUUCGCAACGAGUAGGCUAUGGCACAUGUCGCGCCAGCGCCCGCCGACCCCUCGGGCUGCCAUGGCGGGUGUUGGAGGCGCGUUCGGCGGGAGCCGGUCGCUGCAGCCAGUUCCCCCGGAGAAGGGCGUGUUCCCAUUGGACCACUUCGGGGAGUGCAAACAGGUUAUGCGUGAGUACAUGGACUGUCUGAAGCAGCACGGCAACCAAUCAGAAAAGUGCCGGGACAUUGCAAAGAAGUACCUGCAAUGCCGUAUGGACAGGAACCUCAUGGCCCCUCAGAACCUCUCAGAGCUUGGAUUUGAUUCAGCACCGUCCUCAGGAGAUGCGUCAACAGCAGGAAAAGCAACUCCAGGUCAACAGACUGCUGAGGAACCAGCAGCUGCAGGUGCUGCUGCUGAGGAUAGUUCUAGCAGCACCACUAAUAGAAGAGAGGCUCGGGGUUUUAUUGCUGGAAUCAAUCCUAGAUAG
Molecule: messenger RNA, 2616 nt
Organism: Closterium sp. Yama58-4
Lineage: Eukaryota; Viridiplantae; Streptophyta; Zygnematophyceae; Desmidiales; Closteriaceae
Source: the annotation of a GenBank genome assembly